Molecule: messenger RNA, 1394 nt
Organism: Labeo rohita (rohu)
Lineage: Eukaryota; Metazoa; Chordata; Actinopteri; Cypriniformes; Cyprinidae
Gene: zte38
Product: zebrafish testis-expressed 38
Exons: 12
Coding region: 210-1121 (303 amino acids)
Source: RefSeq, a predicted model, not a curated record
UGCGCCUUUAUUCCGGGUCGCAAUUUACCUUAAAAAGUUAUCGCUUUACUUACCAAUAAACGAUAGUAUUUAUCAAAUAACACUUUGCUUUACAUAAACAACGACAGAUAAGUUGGGUUAAUAACGUGCAGAGUUAUUUAUUGAUGCCAUAAACGCUUUUGAGAAGGCCUUUGCAGUGUGGAGAAGCUAACGGUAAAGUUAGCUCAAACAUGGGAACCAGACAGAAGAGACUAGCUCAAGAAAAAGAAGUGAUUGUUGAGGCGCUGGAUACUAGGGCCCAGUCAGUGGUUUUUGUCAAACGCAUGGUGGUUAUAGCUGUAUCCUCCAUCACCUAUCUACGUGGGAUAUUUCCAGAGGACUCCUACAGAUCCAGAUACCUGGAAGAUUUGUGUAUCAAAGUCCUCAAACAAGAUUGUCAAUGCCCCGAAGCCCGCAAACUCAUCAAAUGGCUGUUGGGAUGUUUUGAUGCUUUGGAGAAGAGAUAUCUUCAAAUGGUGGUCAUUGGGGUACACACGAGCCCAGAUGACAGUCAUCAUGUCAUUGAGUCCUACCAGUUUAAGUUCAGAUAUUCAGAGUGUGGACCACAGAUGGACAUCCUGAGUAAUGUAAAUGGGGACAUGAAAGUGACCUUAGAGGACACAAAAAAAGCUUCAUCGCUCCUGAUCAGGAAGCUGUUCCUCCUCAUGCAGAAUCUACAGUCUUUGCCCACUGGAGUCUACCUCACUAUGAAACUCUACUACUAUGAUGAUGUCACACCACCGGAAUAUGAGCCACCAGGAUUCAAGGCAGGUGUAAAUGAUAGCCUGUGGUUCGAGGGAACUGCGGUGCAUUUCAGAGUGGGCGAUAUUCAGUCUCGCUUCCACACCAUGAAGUUACGUGUGACGGCAGCACAGAGCCGGCUUGGAAAGCUACAGGAGGCAGGCCAGUUGAGUGAGAAUGACAUGGAGAUGGAGACACCCUCUCUCUCUCAGAUCAGAGCAACAGAAAUGGUGAACCACGAGCAAGACCUGCCCUCUGAAGAUGAAUCAAUUGCACAGUUCAAACAGCCAAAAAAAGCUAUAGCAAAGAGGAAAUGUGUCAGAAGCAAAGUCUCAAGAAAGAAAAAGACGAAAUGCUAUUGAAAAAUAAAAAACACGACAAGUUUGCAUCAGACAAACUAAAAUGUUUUAAAUAGGUUUUUGCUAAUAUAUCUUUUUAAGUUAGGCAGUAAAAUGUCUUUUUAGUAGGUAGAUUGAGUUUUUGACUAAAUAAUUAGUUAUGGAGAAUUCACCCUCCUCAUAUUCUAGAAUUUAUUUAUUGAGUGGACUUCUGUUUGUAGUUGAUGAAGAAGGAAGAUCUUUUAACUGAAAGUACAAAACAAUGUUGAAUGCAUGACGCAUCAGCAGCUUGUUAUA